GCGAAGGGGGCGGAGAGGCAGGAGCGCGGCGGGACGCGGCCUGGACCGCGCGUACCUCGGCCUGGGGUUCUCUCCGCGUCGGCGGUGACAGCUGCGACUGCAGCUACGGCCGCGGGUUGUGCGAGAUUAGUCACUGACACCAUGAACUGGAAUAAAGGUGGCCCUGGCACUAAGCGAGGAUUUGGCUUUGGAGGUUUUGCCAUUAGUGCUGGGAAGAAGGAAGAACCAAAACUUCCUCAGCAAUCCCAUAGUGCCUUUGGGGCAACCAGCUCUUCUUCUGGAUUUGGAAAAUCAGCUCCACCACAGCUCCCUUCUUUCUAUAAAAUUGGAUCUAAACGGGCCAACUUUGAUGAAGAAAAUGCGUAUUUUGAAGAUGAGGAAGAAGACUCUAGCAAUGUUGAUUUACCUUACAUUCCUGCUGAAAACUCACCUACCCGCCAGCAAUUCCAUUCGAAACCGAUCGAUUCUGACAGUGAUGAUGAUCCCUUGGAAGCUUUCAUGGCUGAGGUGGAGGAUCAGGCGGCUAGAGACAUGAAGAGACUUGAAGAAAAGGACAAAGAAAGAAAAAACGUAAAGGGUAUUCGAGAUGACAUUGAAGAGGAAGAUGACCAAGAAGCUUAUUUUCGGUACAUGGCAGAAAACCCUACUGCUGGUGUGGUUCAAGAGGAGGAGGAAGAUAAUUUGGAAUAUGAUAGUGAUGGAAAUCCAAUUGCACCUUCGAAGAAAAUCAUUGACCCUCUUCCUCCCAUUGAUCACUCAGAGAUUGAUUACCCACCAUUUGAAAAAAAUUUUUACAAUGAGCAUGAAGAGAUAACCAACCUCACCCCACAACAGCUAAUAGAUCUCCGGCAUAAACUCAAUCUUCGGGUCUCUGGUGCUGCACCUCCUAGACCAGGAAGUAGUUUUGCUCAUUUUGGAUUCGAUGAACAACUUAUGCACCAGAUUCGGAAAUCUGAGUACACACAGCCCACUCCAAUACAGUGCCAGGGUGUACCUGUGGCAUUAAGUGGUAGAGAUAUGAUUGGCAUUGCCAAAACAGGCAGUGGAAAAACUGCAGCCUUUAUCUGGCCUAUGUUGAUUCAUAUAAUGGACCAGAAGGAAUUGGAACCAGGGGAUGGACCAAUUGCAGUGAUUGUGUGUCCUACCAGGGAGCUGUGCCAGCAGAUCCAUGCAGAAUGUAAGCGAUUUGGGAAAGCAUAUAAUCUUCGAUCAGUGGCCGUGUAUGGAGGAGGGAGCAUGUGGGAGCAGGCCAAGGCCCUUCAGGAAGGGGCAGAGAUUGUUGUGUGUACCCCAGGUCGACUGAUCGAUCACGUAAAGAAGAAAGCUACCAAUCUUCAACGAGUCUCUUACCUUGUGUUUGAUGAAGCAGAUCGAAUGUUUGACAUGGGAUUUGAGUACCAGGUGCGAUCCAUAGCAAGUCAUGUCCGUCCAGACAGACAGACUCUAUUAUUCAGUGCAACUUUUCGGAAGAAGAUUGAAAAAUUGGCCCGAGACAUCCUGAUUGAUCCUAUUCGAGUGGUGCAGGGAGAUAUUGGAGAGGCAAAUGAAGAUGUGACACAAAUUGUGGAGAUUCUCCACUCUGGGCCUAGUAAAUGGAACUGGCUUACCCGGCGUCUGGUGGAGUUUACCUCUUCAGGGAGUGUCCUUCUGUUUGUUACUAAAAAAGCCAAUGCUGAAGAGCUAGCCAAUAACCUGAAGCAAGAGGGUCAUAACCUUGGGCUGCUCCAUGGAGACAUGGAUCAGAGUGAAAGAAACAAGGUCAUUUCAGAUUUUAAAAAAAAGGACAUCCCGGUUCUGGUGGCUACGGAUGUUGCAGCUCGUGGUCUGGACAUUCCUUCCAUUAAAACUGUCAUUAACUAUGAUGUGGCACGAGACAUUGACACCCACACUCACAGGAUUGGCCGCACGGGGCGAGCAGGCGAGAAGGGUGUGGCCUAUACCUUGCUGACUCCCAAGGACAGCAAUUUUGCUGGUGACCUUGUCCGGAACUUGGAAGGAGCCAAUCAGCAUGUUUCCAAGGAACUCCUUGAUCUGGCGAUGCAGAAUGCCUGGUUUCGGAAAUCCCGCUUUAAAGGAGGGAAAGGCAAAAAGUUGAACAUCGGUGGAGGAGGCCUAGGCUACAGGGAGCGCCCUGGCCUAGGCUCUGAGAACACGGACCGAGGAAAUAACAACAAUGUCAUGAGCAAUUACGAGGCCUACAAACCCUCCACAGGAGCAAUGGGAGAUCGACUGACAGCAAUGAAAGCAGCUUUUCAGUCACAGUACAAGAGUCACUUUGUUGCCGCCAGCUUAAGCAAUCAGAAGGCUGGAAGCUCUGCUGCUGGGGCAAGUGGAUGGACUAGUGCAGGAAGCUUGAAUUCUGUCCCAACUAAUUCUGCCCAGCAGGGCCAUGCCGGCCCUGACGGCCCAGUGGCCAGUGCUCCCAAGGGCGUCCCCGGCUGCAGCAACCCUGGGAACCUCAGCAGUGCCCCCGUGACAUACCCUCCUCCCGGAGCCCAGGGAGCGAACAACACUGCUUCAGGGAGUAACAGCCGGGAAGGGAUUGGGGGUGGCAAUGGGAAGCGAGAGAGAUACGCUGAGAACCGGGGUGGCAGCCGCCACAGUCACGGAGAAAGCGGCAAUCGGCACGGUGAUAGCCCACGACAUGGAGACGGGGGUCGCCAUGGAGACGGAUACCGCUACCCGGAGAGCAGCAAUCGUCAUGCUGAAGGCCACCGGCACGGGGAGAACAGGCACGGAGGUGGCGGUGGCGGCAGUGGUAGCGGCGGCGGCGGCGGCUGCGGCGGCGGUGGCGGCGUUGGCCGACACGUAGAGGGCCGAGGCACAACUGAUGGCCGAAAUGGUGAGAGCAGGAAAGAAGGUUGUAAUCGUGAGAGCAAGAUGGACCCCAAGGUGGACGGCAGCAAGAUGGACCCCAAGGUGGACGGCAAGACAGAUAAGACAGCUGAUGGCUUUGCUGUCCCCGAGCCCCCCAAACGUAAGAAAAGCCGAUGGGACAGUUAGAGGGUAUGUGAAGUGUGAAACUGAUUGUCUUUAAUUUUAUUUUUAGAAAGAUUUUGGUAACUAGAUGUCUCAGGGCUGGGUUGGGGCCUAAGAUGUGUGGACCCCCUGCCCUUAGUGGAUAGCUGGAGCUUGCAGACGUUACUCCUUCAUCUGGAUCACUUUUCAGAUGUUUUCUUGGGAAACUGCUUGGUCCUUGGAAGCAAUGAAAACUGGGAGUUUGGGCUCUGGGUGAGUUGUCCUGAGGGUCAAUGGAGGACACCUUAGAAGGGCCUUAAUAAGGGGCACAAACUCACUCUAGGUUUAUACUAUAUGUAGCAUAUAUUUUUUACUAAAAUGUCACCUUGUAAACAUCUACAGAUAAAAUUCUUUUUCUUAGCUGUGUGGCCAGGCAGUCCUUUUUUUUUACCAGUUGGCUUCUGCAAACCGAAUCCAUGAAGGUGUCAGGGAUGUGUGGGACGCACUUCUGUGCUUCCAGACACUUGCUGGGGAGGGCGGGUCUGCUGGGGCGGGCAUCAAGGCCCAGAUUCCAGCAGGCGCAUCCAGCCCUGAGACAGGCAGCGGGGGUCGGGCCCCAGCCACGCUUGAAAGGGAAAAGGUAACCCUGGAGACAGUUCAGGGUUCCCUAGGUGCGACGUGUCACUGACUUUAAAAACAAACCCAAUGACAGCUUUUUAAGUGUCUUCUCAGAUUUCACUGUAUUUUUUUUUUAACUUGCCACAACGGUAGAAAAAUCUUUUGCUGAAAUGAUUGAUUUUUGUUGUUUAUAAAAGGAAAAGAAAUAUACAUACUUUGCAUUUUGUGACUUUGUGAAGGUUUCUUUAAAAUGUGCAUUCCUUUCUGCUUGCUCUAGUAAACGUUUUACUACUGGGA
Condylura cristata (star-nosed mole) is the source of this 3873-nucleotide messenger RNA. RefSeq names its product DEAD (Asp-Glu-Ala-Asp) box helicase 42 (gene DDX42). The record is from RefSeq and is a predicted model, not a curated record. Gene Ontology annotation, molecular function: RNA helicase activity; nucleic acid binding; ATP binding. NCBI's taxonomy places the organism in Eukaryota, Metazoa, Chordata, Mammalia, Eulipotyphla, Talpidae. The coding region runs from base 142 to 3003 and encodes 953 amino acids. The transcript is spliced from 18 exons.